Messenger RNA from Hermetia illucens (black soldier fly), 929 nucleotides. RefSeq names its product galectin-4-like. Gene Ontology annotation, molecular function: carbohydrate binding; galactoside binding. Bases 460 to 654 code for a protein of 64 amino acids. The transcript is spliced from 2 exons. The record is from RefSeq and is a predicted model, not a curated record. Lineage: Eukaryota; Metazoa; Arthropoda; Insecta; Diptera; Stratiomyidae.
CAAUUGACAAUGCAUCCAAUGUCAAAGUCAUGGAAACAAACAUGUACUGUCAAAGAAAUUUCCGAUAAUUUUAUAGUUUUAUCCCAAACACAUCAAAUUUUCAAUCAAUUUGUGCUUAUUUUAGUAAAUUUCGCGGCAUUGACGGCAAUGACUUAACCAUAUGGACCUAGUUUAUCUUUUUUAAUUUCUGUCGAUCAUAGAUUGGACCAUAGAAUGCACCGGAGGUCUCAUAAAGAUCCAGACAACAAUCAAGAUCGGGACCGGGAGCCUCAAAAUUACUCAUCUCCAGAGGAACGAAAUUGUCCAUUUAAUAUGCCAUAUCAUCGACCUCCACAGGACAGUCAACAGGGACAUUUAGCGCCUUCUUAUUGUCCUUACCGGGGGCCUGUUUUAAAUCCUCAGUCUCGACGCAGGAGCUGUUGCUGCAACGUGAUGUGAAAAAUCUUCUUAGAACUUCAAAUGUUCAGAGGAAAAACAUCAGAAUCUAGUUUUAAUUUAGAUAUGAUGUUCCCUUUACAUCUCAAAUUCCUGGUGGGUUAUUUCCCGGAACCAGAAUAUGGAUUCGAGGAGCCAUGCAUCACUGUGCUAAAAAGUUCACUAUUGAUUUUCAAUGCGGUCCUGUGGCGGAAAAGGAUGAUAGUGCGUUUCACAUAAGUAUGCGACCUGGGGAGGGAGUUGUGCGAAAUACUUUUCAGAAUUAUGAAUGGGGUCCCGAAGAGCGAACUUCCAGUUUUCCAUUUGUACCAGGGCAACCUUACGAUAUUGAAAUAGAAGUUCACAACGAAAAGUUUAGUGUUCGCAUAAAUGGAGAGCACUUUUUCGACUAUAUUCAUCGGAUACCUUUGGAUAUGAUUUCAUAUAUUCUUAUUGUUGGAGACACGACACUUCAUUAUGUUGGAUAUUAAAAUGUUGAUGGUAAAUUUUGGUGC